UACUCACUUUGCAAAAUAGUAUAUAUACCAGAAUACAGCAAUGCAACAAACAUCAGUUACUGAAUACUCGAAAGAACAUUCAAACAACAUCCAAACAUGUCUCCGUUUAUUGUGAUCGCCGCCAUCUUGGCACUAAAUGGUGGAGUUUCCACCAACGCCCAAAAAGUCCCCGGCAUUGACGACGCCAUGGAGAAACAAAUCUGUGGAAUCGCCAAUCAAGUAACCGACGUAUUUGGUUAUGGCUACAUGCAGCCAUUCAUGAAUGACGCAGCAUUCAACAACAUGUUUACAGAAGACUUCAAAACAGAUUUAACAUUCGUCACCUCUGAGAAAUUCUACAUCUUCAUCAAGAACCUCAUGUACGACGUCUACCGCCAAAUGCGAGCCAACGUCAACCCACAAAUCGGCAAACAAACUUUCGACCAAAACAUGAGCGAAUAUCUACGAAGCGCUGAAGAACACCUUGAAAACAUCAUCGAUUCCAUCGAAAACAAAGGUCAACCACAAUAAAACCUGAAAAAACCACCAAAUAUCACACUUUAUUACUUAAAGUUUUAUACUUAAAUAAAUAUCUAGUUCAAGCAUUAA
Dalotia coriaria is the source of this 588-nucleotide messenger RNA. RefSeq lists its product as uncharacterized. The record is from RefSeq and is a predicted model, not a curated record. The coding region runs from base 97 to 510 and encodes 137 amino acids. NCBI's taxonomy places the organism in Eukaryota, Metazoa, Arthropoda, Insecta, Coleoptera, Staphylinidae. The transcript has 4 exons.